Molecule: messenger RNA, 1161 nt
Organism: Pistacia vera
Lineage: Eukaryota; Viridiplantae; Streptophyta; Magnoliopsida; Sapindales; Anacardiaceae
Exons: 2
Coding region: 99-863 (254 amino acids)
Source: RefSeq, a predicted model, not a curated record
UAUUUAAUGUGUGGAGAAAGAGAAAUACAUAACAUUUUUUUCUUCAUCUAUAAGUUGCCUUCAAAAUUAAACACACAAAGAAAAGCCGAGAAAAAAUCAUGGCAGCUUCCAUGGUGAAGUUGAAGCUUCUGAUAGACACUGAGGGAAAGAGAGUCCUUUUCGCUGAAGCCGGCAAGGACUUCGUAGAUUUUCUCUUCGACAUACUUUCUUUGCCUGUUGGAACAGUGGUUAAGCUCUUGAUAGGGAAAAGCUCGGUGGGUUGCCUUUAUAAACUUUAUGAGAGCAUCGAAAAUCUUGAUGAAACCUAUAUGCAACCAAACCAAGAUAAGAACUCGGUGCUCCAUCCAGAAUCUUCAAUAUCUACCACUGAAAUCCCUCUUCUGCUGUCUCAUCCUCACCGUGAAUCAAAAACACGAAAGCUUUACACGUGUGCUACUACGUCUGUCGGAAGCGGAGGAACCGUUCUUGUUUCCCGAUCUACAGGUUCGAAAAUUUUCAGUUCUACUCCUAACAAACAUUUUAAUGUGAGUGAUGUCCCGAACGUGCUUUGUCCUGAAUGCAAGGCAUCGAUGAGCCGCGAGGUAACUUAUAUUUCUCCAGGGGGUGAAAAAACGGAAGCUGUGGUUGAAGGAGGUUUUGUUAAAGGGGUGGUGACUUACAUGGUGAUGGAUAAUUUAGAGGUGAUGCCUUUGUCUACUAUAUCUAGUAUUACUUUCCUUAACAAGUUUAAUGUUAAGAAUUUGACUGCACUUGAGGAGAGGGUAGUUGAUUUUGGCAGGGAAGAGGGUCUGAAGCUGCUGAAGGCCUCAAUGGAAUGCCACAAUGUUUUAACCAGUGUUUUCUUGGCCAAUAAGAGUGGUUAAUAUACCUCAUGCAGUGAGGCUUCUUGAUUUAUCUGGGAGUUAAUUUGAAGCCAUUCUGAUAUUAAAAGCUACCUCUUUUUUUCUUUUUAAUGUUCUUGGGUUAUGAACUCUUCAGUUUGCUCAUCUGAAUAGAGUAUGCUAUGUAAUUUUGCUGGACUUCCGAACUGCUUUGGAUGGUAAUACAGGGAUUUUGAUCAGUUGCACUGCCUAGAUGAUGUUAAUGUAUAGUAAUAAUAUUACUGAUGCUAGUAGAAGCUAAAAUCAAUGAUGAGACAUUUUGCUAAUUAUAUAUUGCUAG